Molecule: messenger RNA, 4478 nt
Organism: Myxocyprinus asiaticus (Chinese sucker)
Lineage: Eukaryota; Metazoa; Chordata; Actinopteri; Cypriniformes; Catostomidae
Product: eukaryotic translation initiation factor 3 subunit A-like
Exons: 22
Coding region: 134-4009 (1291 amino acids)
Biological process (GO): translation reinitiation; formation of cytoplasmic translation initiation complex
Cellular component (GO): eukaryotic translation initiation factor 3 complex, eIF3m; eukaryotic translation initiation factor 3 complex, eIF3e; multi-eIF complex
Molecular function (GO): translation initiation factor activity; mRNA binding
Source: RefSeq, a predicted model, not a curated record
CGCAGCGGCAGUUCACGUGCGCUAGUCAAGUCCUUUCUUGCUUGCGCGGCGCGAAGUCACAGCGCAGAUGGAUAGGCAGAGUCAAUAAAAUAGUCAAGACUGUCUCGAAAUCGCCUGCUAGCGAGCCGCAACAAUGCCAGCCUAUUUUCAGAGACCGGAGAACGCUCUUAAACGAGCAAACGAGUUUCUUGAAGUUGGAAAAAAGCAGCCAGCUUUGGAUGUGCUCUACGAUGUCAUCAAGAGCAAAAAACACAGAACAUGGCAGAAAAUACACGAGCCUAUUAUGCUCAAGUACCUGGAGCUCUGCGUGGACCUUCGCAAGAGCCACUUGGCAAAGGAGGGAUUGUAUCAGUACAAGAACAUAUGUCAGCAGGUGAAUAUCAAAUCUCUGGAAGAUGUGGUCCGUGCUUACCUCAAACUUGCAGAAGAGAAGACUGAGACUGCAAAAGAGGAGUCUCAGCAGAUGGUGCUGGACAUUGAGGAUCUGGACAACAUUCAGACCCCAGAGAGUGUUCUGUUGAGCGCAGUCAGUGGUGAAGACACUCAAGACCGCACUGACAGACUACUUCUCACCCCUUGGGUCAAGUUCCUGUGGGAGUCGUACCGCCAGUGCCUGGAUCUGCUAAGGAAUAACUCUAAAGUAGAGCGCCUUUACCAUGACAUUGCUCAACAAGCGUUUAAGUUUUGCCUACAGUACACCCGUAAAGCAGAGUUCCGUAAGCUGUGUGACAACCUGCGAAUGCAUCUGGGGCAAAUCCAGCGACACCACAACCAGAGCACUGCCAUCAACCUGAACAACCCUGAGAGCCAGUCCAUGCAUCUCGAGACACGCCUGGUCCAGUUGGAUAGCGCUAUUAGCAUGGAGCUGUGGCAGGAAGCAUUCAAAGCCGUUGAAGACAUCCAUGGAUUGUUUGCCCUCUCAAAGAAACCCCCUAAGCCCCAACUUAUGGCCAACUACUAUAAUAAGGUGUCCACUGUAUUCUGGAAGUCUGGCAAUGCCUUAUUCCAUGCCUCUACCCUGCACAGACUCUAUCACCUCUCUAGGGAAAUGCGCAAGAAUCUCACCCAGGAAGAGAUGCAGAGAAUGUCCACUCGAGUGCUCUUGGCCACUCUUUGUAUACCCAUCACCCCCGAGCGCACUGAUAUUGCGCGUCUGUUGGACAUGGAUGGUAUCAUUGUGGAGAAGCACCGCAGACUGGCAACACUACUUGGCCUACAGUCACCACCCACCCGUCAGAGUCUCAUCAAUGACAUGGUGAGGUUCAACCUGCUUCAGUAUAUUGUUCCUGAAGUCAAAGAGCUGUACAACUGGUUGGAGGUAGACUUCCACCCUCUUAAACUUUGUGGAAGAGUGACUAAGGUGCUGAACUGGGUAAGAGAUCAAGAAGAGAAGGAAUCAGACCUGCAGCAGUAUGUUCCUCAUUUACAGAACAACACCAUCCUCAGACUGCUUCAACAGGUGGCUCAGAUCUACCAGAGCAUUGAGUUCAGCAGGUUGGCAUCUCUAGUACCAUUUGUUGAUACUUUCCAACUGGAGCGCUCCAUUGUGGAUGCAGCACGUCACUGUGACCUGCAGGUGCGCAUUGAUCAUACAUCGCGCACACUGAGUUUUGGCUCAGAUCUGAACUACUCAACUAAAGAGGACGCCCCUGUAGGUCCAUUCCUACAGAACAUGCCUUCUGAACAGAUACGGAAUCAGCUCACUGCCAUGUCUUCCUCCUUGGCUAAAGCCAUCCAAGUCAUAAAACCUGCCUCUAUACUGCAAGAACAAGAGGAACAGAGUCAACAGGCCAUCACAGCCUACUUAAAGAAUGCCCGCAAGGAGCAUCAGCGCAUCCUUGCACGCCGACAAACUAUUGAGGAGCGCAAGGAGCGUCUGGAGAGCCUCAACAUCCAGAGGGAGAAAGAGGAGCUCGAGCAGCGGGAGGCAGAGCUUCAGAAGGUGCGCAAGGCCGAGGAGGAGCGUCUCAGACAGGAGGCCAAAGAGCGAGAAAAGGAGCGCAUCAUGCAAGAACACGAGCAGAUCAAGAAGAAGACCGUGCGUGAGCGACUGGAGCAGAUUAAGAAAACUGAGCUGGGAGCCAAGGCCUUCAAAGACAUUGAUAUUGAGGAUCUGGAGGAACUGGACCCUGACUUCAUCAUGGCCAAACAGGUUGAACAACUUGAAAAGGAAAAGAAAGAGCUUCAGGAGCGUCUGAAGAACCAAGAAAAGAAGAUCGACUACUUUGAGAGGGCCAAGCGCCUUGAAGAGAUUCCUCUGAUCAAGAAAGCCUUUGAGGAACAGCGCAUCAAAGAUAUGGAGUUAUGGGAGCUGCAAGAGGAAGAGAGGAUCAGCAACAUGAAAAUGGAGCGUGAGAAGGCACUAGAACACAAACAGAGAAUGUCCAGGAUGAUGGAGGACAAGGAGAACUUCCUGUCCAAAAUAAAAGCUGCUCGAAGCUUCAUCUAUGAGGAAAAACUCAAGCAGUUCCAAGAACGUUUAGUCGAGGAGAGGAAGAAGCGUCUUGAGGAUCGAAAGAAGCAGCGCAAAGAGGACAGACAAAAUGCCUUCUACCGCCAGAAAGAAGAGGAGGCUCAGAGAAUUCAUGAAGAACAGCUCAAAAAAGAGCGGGAGGAGCGGGAGCGCAUAGAACAGGAACAAAGAGAGGAGGAAGAACGCGAAUACCAGGAGCGUUUGCGCAAGCUGGAGGAACAGGAAAGAAAGCAGCGGGCCCGACAGCAGGAAAUUGAGGAGCGUGAACGUCGUAAGGAAGAGGAAAGGAAGGCACCAGAAGAAAAACCCAGCAAGGAAUGGGGUGAACGGGAGGAAAGCGGCUGGAGGAAGCGUGGUGAAGGAGAAUCAGAGUGGCGACGUCCUGUUGCUGACAGAGAGUGGCGUCAGGAAGGGCGUGAAGACAAUGACAAGGAAGACCGUGACCGAGAAACGCCCUUCAGAAGAGGAGGAGACAGUUCUCGCCGUGGUGGUUCAGAUGACAGAGGACUCCGCCAUGGCUUUGAUGAAGAUCAAGGUCCGCGACGAGGAGGUGACGAUGACCGCGUACCCAGACGGGGCUUUGAUGAUGACCGCGUACCCAGACGGGGCUUUGAUGAUGACCGCGUACCCAGACGGGGCUUUGAUGAUGACCGCGGGCCCAGACGGGGCUUUGAUGAUGACCGAAGUCACAGGAGAGUUGAUGAUGACCGUGGACCUAGGCGUGGAAUGGACGAAGACCGUGGCCCCAGACGAGGUGAUGAUAACCGUGGUCCGAGAAGAGGCUUUGAUGGUGACCGUGGUCCAAGAAGAGGCUUUGAUGAUGACCGUGGUCCGAGAAGAGGCUUUGAUGAUGACCGUGGCCCCCAUCGAGGCAUGGAUGAACCCAGAGGACCUCGACGUGGGGCAGAUGACGACUGGGGCCCCCGAAGAGGAGGAGAUGAUGAGAGGGGAUCCCGCAGAGGUAUGGAUGAAUCUGGCCCACGUCGUGGAGAUGACGCUAGACCUUGGAAGCCUCUGGGGAGACCAGGUGUGAGCUUGACUGGCGGAUGGAGAGAGCGAGAGAAGGCUCGAGAGGAAAGCUGGGGACCUCCUCGUGAUGGUGGUCGUGAUGAUGAUGAUGGUGAGCGUGAAGAAGACGACCGUCAUGAGGGUGAUCGAUUCAGAGAUCGUCGCUCUCCCAGGGAAGAGGGGGGUGGAUGGAGAAGAGGCGGUGCUGAGGAGACCAGCAGUUGGCGAGAUUCUCGUCGUGAAGACUUUGAUCGUGAGGAACGCCGUGACCGUCGUGACAUUAAAGACCGCAGAGAUGACCAUGACCACAGAGGACCUCUCAAAGACCAUGAUGAAGGUGGUUCUUGGCGCCGUGGUGAUGACCGACGGGAUGAGCGCAAGGAUGAAAGAGACGCUCCUCCCAGACCACGUGACCGGGACCGUGAGGGGGGUGAGAAGAGCUCCUGGCGCUCUGACAAAGAUAAGGAAAACCAGCGCCGGACCAAGAAUGAGACCGAUGAUGAUGGCUGGACCACUGUCCGCCGCUAAAGCAUCAAAUUUUUGCUUGAUGUCGUACUAAGCCUUGAUGUGUUCUCUAAUCAACAAGAGUUGCAAGGUCGCUGCUUACAUUCACAUGGAAUGCAUAAAGCUUUACCAUAGAUUCACAAAACUUGCAACAGGUUUUCAAACAUGGCAAUUUAUAUUUAUGAUCUCUUUUUAAAAACUUCAACUUCCAUUGAAAAGUAGCUCAUUCCUUUUUGUUAUGCAUGCUUAGACGAUUAAAAAUGGUCUCAGAAAAUUAUGUAGUUUUAUUUUUCUUUGGUUGCAGAUAUGAUAUCAAGUUCAAAAACAUAUACGUUAUUACAGACAUUACUUCAGAGGUAUUGUGGUGAGGAUUUGAGAUGAAAUCAGCAGUUUAUCCCUACAGCUGUGUCCAUGCUGUAGUUGCUGCCUAUCCUGUGGUUGUAUGCCUUCUAGAAAUAUGAAAAACCUUUAUUAAUAAAGUUGUUUGCUCAGA